GCUUAGAUGCUGGAAAGGGCUUUUCUUGGAGUGAUGCUCAUCAACACAUCCACAUUGGGGAGAAAUCAUAUAAGUGCUUGGAUUGCAGAAUGAGCUUUGUUCAGAGUUCAGACAUUCAUACCCAUCAAAGUGUCCACACAGGGGAGAACCCAUAUGAAAGCUUUGAGAGUGGAAAGAGCUUUGCUCGGAGUCCAGAGCUUACAGACCAUCAACAUAUCCACAUUUGGGAGAAACCAUAUAAAUGUUUGGAGUGUGGAAAGAGCUUUGCUCGGAGUUCAGACCUUACUACCCAUCAACGUAUCCACACUGGGGAGAAACCAUAUGAAUGCUUGGAGUGUGGAAAGAGCUUUGCUCAUAGUUCACAACUUAAAUCGCAUCAACGUAUCCACACUGGGGAGAAACCAUACAAAUGCUUGGAGUGUGGAAAAAGCUUUACUCAGAGUUCACACCUUAAAUCCCAUCAACGUAUCCACACUGGGGAGAAACCAUAUAAAUGUUUGGAGUGUGGAAAGUGCUAUGCUCAGAGUUCAGAGCUUAAAUCCCAUCAACGAAUCCACACUGGGGAGAAACCAUAUAAAUGCUUGAAUUGUGAAAAGAGCUUUGUUCAAAGUUCACACCUUACUAAACAUCAACGAAUACACACAGGGGAGAAACCAUAUAAGUGCCUGGACUGUAAAAAGAGCUUUGCCUGGAGUUCACAGCUUACUAAACAUCAAUGUAGUCACACAGGGGAGAAACCAUACAAAUGUUUGGAUUGUGCAAAGAGCUUUGCUCAGAGUGACAGCUUUAGUGCCCAUCGACGAAUUCACACAGGGGAGAAACCAUAUAAAUGCUUGGAUUGUGAAAAGAGCUUUGCUCAGAGCUCAGAACUCACUACCCAUCAGUGUAUCCACACUAGUGAGAAACCAUAUAAAUGCUUGGAUUGUGCAAAGAGCUUUGCUUGUAGUUCACAGCUUACUAAACAUCAACGUAUCCACACUGGGGAGAAACCAUAUAAAUGCCCAGAGUGUGGAAAGAACUUUGCUCAGAGUGCACACGUUACAGUCCAUCGGCGAAUCCAUACAGGGGAGAAACCAUAUAAAUGUUUGGAGUGUGAAAAAUGCUUUGCUUGGAGUUCACAGCUUACUAAACAUCAACGUAUCCACACUGGGGAGAAACCAUAUGAAUGCUUGGAGUGUGGAAAGACCUUUGCUCACAGUUCACAACUUAAAUCCCAUCAACGUAUCCACACAGGGGAGAAACCAUAUGAAUGCUUGGAGUGUGGAAAGAGCUUUGCUCAGAGUUCACAUCUUAAAUCCCAUCAAUGUAUCCACACUGGGGAUAAACCAUAUAAAUGUUUGGUUUGUGCGAAGAGCUAUGCUCGGAGUUCAAAGCUUAUAUCCCAUCAACGUGUCCACACUGGGGAGAAACCAUAAAUGCUUGAAUUGAAGAAAUGGUACAAAUGCUUAGAUUGUGAAAAGAGCUUUGCUUGUAGUUCACAGUUUACUAAGCAUCAACAUAUCCACACAGGGCAGAAUCCAUCUAAAUGCUUGGAGUGUGGGAGGAGCCUUGCCUGCAGUUCACAACUUACUGCCCAUCAACGUAUCCACACAGGGGAGAAACCAUAUAAGUGCUUGGAGUGUGGAAAGAGCUUUGCACGGAAUGGAACUCUUACUACCCAUCAACGUAUCCACACAGGGGAGAAACCAUAUAAAUGUUUGAAUUGUGGAAAGAGCUUUGCUUGGAGUUCACACCUUAUUAUACAUCAAUCUGUCCACACUGGGGAGAAACCAUAUGAAUGCUUGGAGUGUGGAAAGAGCUUUGCUCGGAGUUCACACCUUGCUAUACAUCAACGAAUCCACACGGGGGAGAAACCAUAUGAAUGUUUGCAGUGUGGAAAGAGCUUUGCUCAGAGUUCACAGCUUUCUAACCAUCGACGAAUCCACACAGGGCAGAAACCAUAUAAAUGUUUGGAUUGUGGAAAGAGCUUUGCUUGGAGUUCACACCUUACUAUACAUCAGUCUGUCCACUCUGGGGAGAAACCACAUGAAUGCUUGGAGUGUGGAAAGAGCUUUGCUCGGAGUUCACACCUGACUAUACAUCGACGAAUCCACACUGGGGAGAAACCAUAUGAAUGCUUGGAGUGUGGAAAGAGUUUUGCUCAGAGUUCACAGCUUACUAACCAUCGACGAAUCCACACAGGGCAGAAACCAUAUAAAUGUUUGGAUUGUGGAAAGAGCUUUGCUUGGAAUUCACUCCUUACUAUACAUCAAUCUGUCCACACUGGGGAGAAACCAUAUGAAUGCUUGGAGUGUGGAAAGAGCUUUGCUCGGAGUUCACACCUGACUAUACAUCGACGAAUCCACACAGGGGAGAAACCAUAUGAAUGCUUGGAGUGUGGAAAGAGCUUUGCUCGGAGUUCACACCUGACUAUACAUCGACGAAUCCACACAGGGCAGAAACCAUAUAAAUGUUUGGAUUGUGGAAAGAGCUUUACUUGGAGUUCACACCUUACUACACAUCAAUCUGUCCACACUGGGGAGAAACCAUAUGAAUGCUUGGAGUGUGGAAAGAGCUUUGCUCGGAGUUCAUACCUUACUAUACAUCAACAAAUCCACACAGGGGAGAAACCAUAUGAAUGCUUGGAGUGUGGAAAGAGUUUUGCUCAGAGUUCACAGCUUACUAACCAUCAACGAAUCCACACAGGGCAGAAACCAUAUAAAUGUCUGGAUUGUGGAAACAGCUUUGCUCAGCGUACACACCUUACUAUACAUCGACGAAUCCACACGGGGGAGAAACCAUAUGAAUGCUUGGAGUGUGGAAAGAGCUUUGCUCGGAGUUCACACCUGACUAUACAUCGACGAAUCCACACGGGGGAGAAACCAUAUGAAUGCUUGGAGUGUGGAAAGAGUUUUGCUCAGAGUUCACAGCUUACUAACCAUCAACGAAUCCACACAGGGCAGAAACCAUAUAAAUGCUUGGUGUGUGGAAAGAUCUUUUCUCGGAGUGCACAUCUUAGUAACCAUCAACAUAUCCACACAGGGGAGAAACCAUAUAAAUGUGUGGAUUGUGGAAACAGCUUUGCUCAGCAUACACACCUUACUAUACAUCGACGAAUCCACACAGGGGAGAAACUAUAUGAAUGCUUGGAGUGUGGAAAGAGCUUUGUUUGGAGUUCACGCCUUACUAUACAUCGACGAAUCCACACAGGGGAGAAACCAUAUGAAUGCUUGGAGUGUGGAAAGAACUAUGCUCAGAGUUCACAGCUUACUAAGCACCAACGAAUCCAUACAGGGGAGAAACCAUAUAAAUGCUUGGAGUGUGGAAAGACCUUUGCUCGGAGUGACAGCCUAACUCAUGACACCUUAUUUGCUCAUCGACGAAUCCAUACUGGGAAGAAACCUCAUAAAUGCUUGGAGUGUGGAAAGAGUUUUGCUCAGACGUCACACCUUAAAUCACAUCAUCGGAUCCACACAGGUGAAAAGCCAUAUAAAUGCAUGGAGUGUGGACAGUGCUUUUCUCGGAGUGACAACCUAUCUGCUCAUCAAAGAAUCCACACUGGGGAGAAACCUUAUAAAUGCUUGGUGUGUGGAAAUAGCUUUGCUCGGAGUUCACACCUUACUAACCAUCAACAAAUCCACACAGGGGAGAAACCAUAUAAAUGUUUGGAGUGUAGAAAGAGCUUUGCUCGGAGUACAGAGCUUACCAUCCAUCAACGUAUCCACACUGGGGAGAAACCAUAUAAAUGCCUGGAGUGUGGAAAGAACUUUGCUCGGAGUUCACAACUUACUAACCAUCAACGAAUCCACACAGGGGAGAAACCAUAUACAUGCUUUGUGUGUGGAAAGAGCUUUGCUCGGAGUUCACAACUUACUAACCAUCAACGUAGCCAUACUGGGGAGAAACCAUUUAAAUGCUUGGAGUGUGGAAAGAGCUUUUCUCGGAGUGCAAAGCUUACUAUCCAUCAACGUAGCCACACUGGGGAGAAACCAUAUAAAUGCUUGGAGUGUGGAAAGAGCUUUUCUCGAAACACCAUCCUUGCUGCUCAUCAACAACUCCACACAGAGGAGGAAUCCUAUGAAUGCUUAGAGUGUGGAAAGGACUUUCUUCGGCGUAAUUCCCUAUAUGCUCAUCGACGAAUCCACACUGGGGAGAGACCAUAUAAGUGCUUGGAGUGUGGAAAGCGCUUUGUUCGGAGUUCAGAUCUUACAUGCCAUCAACGUAUCCACACAGGGGAGAAACCAUAUGAAUGUUUGCAGUGUGGAAAGCGUUUUGGUCGGAGUAUAGAGCUUACAUCCCAUCAACGUAUCCACACAGGGGAGAAACCGUAUGAAUGCUGGGAGUGUAGAAAGACUUUUGCUCACAGCACACAGCUUAUUAAUCAUCAGCGUAUCCACACUGGGGAGAAACCUUAUAAUUGCUUGGAGUGUGGAAAGAGCUUUGCUCAGCGUUCACAGCUUACAUCCCAUCAACGUAUCCACACUGGGGAGAAACCUUAUAAAUGUUCGGAGUGUGGAAAAAGCUUUGCUUGGAGGGCACAGGUUAAAGCCCAUCAAAGUACCCACACAGGGGAGAAACCAUAUGAAUGUUUGGAAUGUGGAAAAUGUUUUAUUUGGAGUUCAGACUUUACUAACCAUCGACGAAUCCACACUGGGGAGAAACCGUAUAAGUGCUUGGUGUGUGGAAAGUGCUUCCCUGUGAGUGCAAGACUUAAUAUCCAUCAACGUAUCCACACUGGGGAGAAACCAUUUAAAUGUCUGGAGUGUGGAAAGAGCUAUAUUCGGAAUGGCAACCUAACUGUUCAUCAGCGAGUCCACAUGGGGACAGGGGGGAAACCACAUGAAUGCUUGAAAUGCGGAAAGAGCUUUGGUCUGAGUUCACACCUUAAAUCCCAUCAACUUAACUACAAUGGGGAUAAACCAUAUAAAUGCUUGGAUUGUGGAAAGAGCUUUGCUUGGAGUUCACACCUUACUAUACAUCAACGAAUCCACACAGGGGAGAAACCAUAUAAAUGCAUGGAGUGUGGAAAGAGCUUUUCUCAGAGUAGCAGCCUAACAGCUCAUCAACAAAUCCACACAGGGGAGAAACCAUAUAAAUGCUUGGAUUGUGGAGACAUCUUUGCUGUGAGUUCACAGCUUAAUGCUCAUCGACUAAUCCACACAGGGGAGAAACCAUAUAAAUGCUUGGUGUGUGGAAAGAGCUUUGCUCGGAAUGGAACUCUUACUAUCCAUCGACGUAUCCACACUGGGGAGAAACCAUAUAAAUGCUUGGAUUGUGGAAAGAGCUUUGCUCAGAGUGCAUUGCUUACUAACCAUCGACGAAUGCACACAGGGGAAAAACCAUAUAAAUGCUUGGAGUGUGGAAAGAGCUUUGCUCGUAGUGAAAAUCUUACUGUCCAUCAACGUAUCCACACAGGGGAGAAACCAUAUAAAUGUUUGGAUUGUGGAAAGAGCUUUGCUCAGAGUGUAUUGCUUACUAACCAUCGACGAAUGCACACUGGGGAGAAACCAUAUAAAUGCUUGGUGUGUGAAAAGAGCUUUGCUCGGAGCGGAAAGCUUACUAAUCAUCAACGAAUUCACACAGGGGAGAAACCAUAUAAAUGCUUAGAGUGUGGAAAGAGCUUUGCGGUGUUUUCACAGCUUACUGCCCACCGACGUACCCACACUGGGGAGAAACCAUAUGAAUGCUUGGGGUGUGGAAAGAGCUUUGCUCAGAGUUCAUCACUUACUGCCCAUCGACGUAUCCACACUGGGGAGAAACCAUAUAAAUGCUUGGAGUGUGGGAAGAGUUUUCCUCAUAGUUCACAGCUUACUGCCCAUCUACGUAUCCACACCGGGGAAAAACCAUAUAAAUGCCUGGAGUGUGGAAAGAGCUUUGCUCAGAGUUCACAGCGUAGUAUCCAUCAACGUACCCACACAGGAGAGAAACCAUAUAAAUGCCUGGAGUGUGGAAAGAGCUUUCCUCGUGUUUCAAACCUUACUGACCAUCAACGUAUUCACACUGGGGAGAAACCGUAUGAAUGCUUGGAGUGUGGAAAAUGCUUUGCUUUGAGUUCACAGCUUACUGCCCAUCAGCGUAUCCACACUGGGGAGAAACCAUAUGAAUGCUUGGAGUGUGGAAAAUGCUUUGCUUGGAGUUCACAGCUUACUGCCCAUCAAUAUAUCCACACUGGGGAGAAACCAUAUAAAUGCCUGCAGUGUGGAAAGAGCUUUGCUCGGAGUUCACAGAUUACUGAACAUCAGCGUACCCACACUGGGGAGAAACCAUAUAAAUGCCUGCACUGUGGAAAGAGUUUUGCUUGGAGUUCACAGAUUACUGCCCAUCAACGUAGCCACACAGGGGAGAAACCAUAUAAAUGCCUACAGUGUGGAAAGAGCUUUGCUCGGAGUUCACAUCUUACUAAACAUCACAGUAUCCAUACUGGGGAGAAACCAUAUAAAUGCUUGGAGUGUGGGAAGAGUUAUCCUCGGAGUUCACAGCUCACUGAACAUCAGCGUAUCCACACUGGGGAGAAACCAUAUAAAUGUUUGGAGUGUGGAAAGACUUUUUCUCGGAGUUCACAACUUACUGAACAUCAGCGUAUCCACACUGGGGAGAAACCAUAUAAAUGUUUGGAGUGUGGAAAGACUUUUUCUCGGAGUUCACAACUUACUGAACAUCAGCGUAUCCACACUGGGGAGAAACCAUAUAAGUGUUUGGAGUGUGGAAAGACUUUUCCUCGGCGUUCACAGCUUUCUAGACAUCACCCUAUCCACAAUGGGGAGAAACCAUAUAAAUGCCCUGAGUGUGAAAAGAGCUUUACAAGCUGUUCGCACCUCACUUCCCAUCAGAGGAUUCACACAGGGGAGAAACCAUAUAAAUGCCUGGAGUGCGGGAAAAGCUUCCGUCAGGCUGGAAGCUUGACUUCCCAUCAAAGCAUUCACACAGGUGAGAAGCUGCAUCAAUGCCCAGAAUGUGGGAAAAGUUUCCGUCAGGCUGCAAGCCUGACUUCCCAUCAAAGCAUUCACACAGGUGAGAAGCUGCAUCAGUGCCUGAACUGUGGGAAAAGAUUCAGUCACAGGGCAAGCCUUACUGCCCACCAAAGAAUUCACACAGGGGAGAAACCAUAUAAAUGCCUAACAUGUGGGAAAAGUUUCACUCGCAUUGAAAGCUUUACUUAUCACGAAAGAACUCACACAGGAGAGAAACCGUAUAAAUGCCAGGAGUGUGGCAAAAGCUUCAUUUGCAACGCAGGCCUCGUUCGCCAUCAAAGAAUUCACACGGGGGAGAAAAAAUAUAAAUGCCUGGAGUGUGGGAAAGGCUUCAGGCAGAGUGCACAUCUUAAUACUCAUCAAAGAGUUCACACAUGGGAGACACCAUACAAAUGCCUGGAGUGUGGAAAAAGCUAUAGUUACAGUGGAAGCCUUACUAUCCAUAAAAGAAUUCACACAAAAGAGAAAUCAUAGAAAUGCCAGAAGAGUGGAAAAACCUUUGAGGUGAAGAAUGUCCUUACUUCCUAUCAAAGAAUUUACACAAAGGAGGAAAAAAUCAUAAAUGCCUUGAAGUGUGAAUAGAGCUUCAGUCAGAGCACCCACCAUAAUUCAUCUAAAAGAAUCCAUCGAAAAGAAUAAAAAAUAGAAUUGCCUGAAGUGUGAAUAGAGCUUCAGUCAGAGCACCCACCUUAAUUCAUCUAAAAGAAUACACAUAGAUUAUAUUCUUUUGUCGAUAAAUUUAAUUUUCAGCCUGGCCAAAUCUGACUGUGAGCCGCCCUGAGCCCGCGUUGCGGGGAGGCCAGGCUAUAAAUUGAAUUUAUAAAUAAAUAAAUUGGGACAGAGUGAGUACAGGUAGUGUGGCCUGGUAUAUGAGUCUGUGGGCCUUGAAUAGUAACUAGU
Molecule: messenger RNA, 7850 nt
Organism: Gekko japonicus
Lineage: Eukaryota; Metazoa; Chordata; Lepidosauria; Squamata; Gekkonidae
Exons: 11
Biological process (GO): regulation of DNA-templated transcription
Molecular function (GO): DNA-binding transcription factor activity, RNA polymerase II-specific; RNA polymerase II cis-regulatory region sequence-specific DNA binding
Source: RefSeq, a predicted model, not a curated record